CACGGCAUUCGCACUGCACAUCGGGAUCCACCAACACACCGACGGACAGUCGACGGCUCCUUUAAGAAAAACUAAGUAAGAAAAUAUCACCCCUCCUUCUUCAGAUCUCCACUUGGAUGGUAUUGCAUCAAAGAAAACCUUCACUGGAGUUGCAAUUGAUCGAGGACACGAUGGGGACUGUUUUUGAACAUCUUUACAUGAAUAUCUGAAGAAUUCCAAGUGAGGGAAGAGCGCGACGAGUCAUCAUUAAUUAAGCAACUUGACAACCUCGAUAUUGAUUGACAGCUUGCUUGUUGAGCGAGACUAGAGUAUCAAUGUUUUUUUCUUCUGUAAGGGGCAUUUUACACCAGUCUCAAGCGUGAAGUCGUAGCCGAGUGUCGCUUGUCUAUGAACGGUCUCCAGGAGAAAGAGAAGGAGCUCUGUACUGGAUUGUGGUGUUUUUAUCUACUGCUGGAUUUAUGCUUGCAGUCUAGCAACCACCCUCUCUGGAGAGACGAGCACAAUAUUCUUAAUCUUGCAUUUGGAGUUAGGUGUUUAUUUUCCCUCAGCCCUGGCCUCGUAGAAGACGUUUAGAGUCCGAUUGGAAUCGGCGAGAGUGACAGGCCGAUGGCGCAACGGUAUGAAGACCUUCCCCACUAUGGAAUGGACGGAGUAGGGCUUCCCUCGACUAUGUACGGGGACCCUCAUGCAGCGCGCUCCAUGCAGGCGGUUCACCUGAACCACGGGCCCCAGUUCCACUCGCACCAGUACCCGCACUCAACACACGCCAGUGCCAUACCGCCCAGUAUGGGCUCCUCCGUCAACGACGCUAUAAAAAGAGACAAAGAUGCCAUUUACGGGCACCCUCUUUUCCCACUUCUAGCUCUGAUUUUUGAAAAAUGUGAAUUAGCAACUUGCACGCCGAGAGAAACUGGGGUCGCUGGAGGUGACGUGUGUUCCUCUGAGUCUUUUAAUGAGGAUAUAGCAGUAUUUUCAAAACAGAUUCGAUCAGAGAAGCCUAUAUUUUCAUCAAAUCCAGAAAUUGAUAACUUGAUGAUACAAGCAAUUCAAGUAUUACGGUUUCAUCUGCUCGAGCUGGAGAAGGUACACGAGUUAUGCGAUAAUUUCUGUCAUCGAUACAUCAGCUGCUUGAAAGGAAAAAUGCCCAUUGAUUUGGUCAUAGACGACAGGGACGGUGGAAAUAAAUCUGACAGUGAAGAUUUUACAAGGUCGUCUGGGCCUCUUGAUCAGAUCUCGUGGAGCAGAGACCACGAUGACACGGCAUCAGUUCGCUCGGCGGGGACGCCCGGGCCCUCCAGUGGGGGACACACGUCACACAGUGGGGACAACAACAGUGAAGAAGGUGACUGCAUGGACAACGGGGUGGCCUCUCCCAGCACUGGGGACGACGACGACCCUGACAAGGAAAAGAGGGAUCGUCACAACAAGAAGCGAGGCAUCUUCCCUAAAGUGGCCACCAACAUCAUGAGGGCGUGGCUCUUCCAGCACUUAACGCAUCCUUACCCUUCGGAAGAGCAGAAGAAACAACUGGCCCAGGACACGGGGUUAACGAUCCUACAAGUCAACAAUUGGUUCAUCAACGCGAGACGAAGAAUUGUACAGCCCAUGAUCGACCAGUCCAAUAGAGCAGUGACUGGAGGAGGGCCCUACACCCCAGAUGGUCAACCAAUGGGAGGGUUCGUUAUGGACGGCCAGACACACAUGGGAAUCAGACCACCUGGGCCCAUGGGUGGGAUGGGUAUGGGUAUGGGCGUGGAGGGACAGUGGCACUACAUGUGACCCCUUGCGGACUUAGCACAGAGCCCAAAGGGACGCACUCAGAACUGCCAGGUAUUCCCGAGGACGGCAUGUCCCAUGGCGGUCGGAUCAGCACGGAUAUGGGCAUCACUCUGACCUUCACUGGUGCCCCUACCAUCACAUCUACCCUCACACCAACCACCCCCACCACUGGGGCAUGAUCUCUCAGUGUUGCCCCUCCCUCCGUGACUCUUCCGGGACCCAGCGAUAUCGAUUGCGCUGGUGCCCAGCCCAAACUCACCACCAUCACCUGACUGUUUGUCAGUAGGGCUGGUGCCCCCUCCCCCUUUCCAACUUCCCCCAUUUCCUUCAAGUGGUUCAGUCUGAGUAGCGACUGUUGCUGAACCACCAUCGUGACUAUGAGAGGCCUUGGAAACCCUAUCAUGCCUUGUGAAGACUUCUGACGUUGUGAAGACUUCUGACGUUGUGAGGACUUCUGACGUUGUGAGGACUUCUGACGUUGUGAGGACUUCUGACGUUGUGAAGACUUCUGACGUUGUGAAGACUUCUGACGUUGUGAAGACUUCUGACGUUGUGAGGACUUCUGACGUUGUGAGGACUUCUGACGUUGUGAAGACUUCUGACGUUGUGAAGACUUCUGACGUUGUGAAGACUUCUGACGUUGUGAAGACUUCUGACGUUGUGAGGACUUCUGACGUUGUGAGGACUUCUGACGUUGUGAGGACUUCCCUUCUGGGGACUACAAUUACUGGAGCUCUCCAGUGGAUACUUCAAUACUCUGUUAAUUCAACCGAUACAAACAAACACUUAGUCCUUCACUUUUCCCCCCUCUGCUGCAUUGCAUGGACAGUUAUAGAGGGUGAAGACACUCUUGUCUUGGCAGUGGACUUGUAAGCAAGAGAAGAAGCCGAUGUCCGUAUUUGACUGGGGGGUCUUUUUAAAACAACAAACACCCUGGAAACCAUUCUUCUUCUUUUUUUAUAAUGAAAUUGUUGUAAUUGUGGAAAAUUACAAUAAGGUGAGGCAAUAGUGUCCUGUUUACAGUUUUACCACAAACUCUCUACGGACGAGUAACGAUAACUAUUGCAAGUGCUCUGGUAUUGCUUUGCCGUACUGUGCUGUUUUUCAAAAAAAGGACUUGACUUGUCUAAUUCACACUAUGUGUGUGAGUCUUUUUUCAUAGACUUUUAUCUCCUACCCCCACGAAUCUCUUUGCGUUUGAAAAUAAAAAAUAAGUUACAGGA
Molecule: messenger RNA, 3002 nt
Organism: Oncorhynchus nerka (sockeye salmon)
Lineage: Eukaryota; Metazoa; Chordata; Actinopteri; Salmoniformes; Salmonidae
Product: homeobox protein Meis1
Exons: 13
Coding region: 607-1779 (390 amino acids)
Biological process (GO): embryonic pattern specification; animal organ morphogenesis; positive regulation of cell population proliferation
Molecular function (GO): RNA polymerase II cis-regulatory region sequence-specific DNA binding; DNA-binding transcription activator activity, RNA polymerase II-specific
Source: RefSeq, a predicted model, not a curated record